Messenger RNA from Strongyloides ratti, 1428 nucleotides. Its product is annotated as FMRFamide receptor. The coding region runs from base 1 to 1428 and encodes 475 amino acids. The transcript has 6 exons. NCBI's taxonomy places the organism in Eukaryota, Metazoa, Nematoda, Chromadorea, Rhabditida, Strongyloididae. Gene Ontology annotation, molecular function: G protein-coupled receptor activity. Gene Ontology annotation, cellular component: membrane. Gene Ontology annotation, biological process: G protein-coupled receptor signaling pathway. The record is from RefSeq and is a predicted model, not a curated record.
AUGGAAAAUGGAAUAAAUAAUGAAACGUUACCAUCUUGCAAUGAUUACGAUGGUUUCACACCUGUCCAAACAAUAUUUAGACUGUUUAUCUUACCAUUUGUUGUGAUAUUUGGAAUUACAGCUAACAUUUUAAAUAUUAUAGUUUUUUUAAAUAAAAAUAUGAAAUCACAACUUAUAAAUUGGUUUUUUCUAGUGUUAUCGUUAUCAGAUAUAUUUGUUUUACUAUCAACAUUUUUUGUCUUCAGUGCACCAGUAAUAUUAGAAAAUUCAACAGAUUUUAAUAUUGUUAAACAAUCUGCCAGAAUCCUUGUAGUAUGGUAUCCAAUUGCUCAAGCAUCCCAUACUUUUUCUAUUUAUAUAACAGUUAUUGUAUCAAUUCACAGAUAUUUUGGUGUGUGCCAUCCAUUUCUUACAAUGCGCCUUUCAAGACCCUCUUUUGUUCGUAAUAUAUUAAUUUUAACUUUUAUUUUUGCAAUUACAUUUACCAUUCCACGAUGGCUUGAAUUAAAAGUUGCUGAUUGUAUAAGUGAAACAUUUAAAAGUAAAUCAAGAAUGGUAUUACCAUCUAAAUUGUUAGUUAAUUGGUUUUAUGGAUUAAUUUAUAAAAAUAUUAUUUCAACUAUAAUUAUGUUUAUAAUACCUUUUGUUAUUUUGACAUUUGUUAAUGUAAAAAUAAUUAUGAGAUUAAAGGCUUCAACUACUUUUCGAAAUGAUACAUCUACAUAUAAUAACGUCCUCAGAGGUGAGGAUAGUUGUAGAAGCAGUUAUAGAAGAAAUGCCUAUGAUAAAAGUAAUAGAAACUCUGUAAUUAGUGAAUCAAUGAAUAAUGGAUUAGGUGAUAUAAAUGCUUUGUUGGAAUAUAAAAAACAAAAUGGAAGUAAUGUAAAUAUAUCUAUUCCAUCAAAUUUAGAUAAAAAUUGCCUUUCAAGAAAAACAGAUAGUAAAGAUCGAUCAGCAUCAGCAAUGCUUGUUGCAAUAGUUACACUUUUUCUUAUGUGUAAUAUAUUAGCAUUUAUUCUUAAUAUGAUAGAAUUAUUGGUUAAUGUUGGUUAUUACAGUUCUGUUUAUACUUUUUUAGUUGAAGUAUCAACUGUACUUGUAACAUGUUCAAGUGCAGGAACAAUAGUAAUGUAUAUAAUUUUUGGAACAAAAUUUCGUAAUACCCUCCUUUCUAUAAUAUUUCCAAACUCGCAAACAUAUCAAUUAUCACAACAAUCUGGUGUUCAUAGUAUAAUAAGAAGAGAAUACAAAUAUAAAAAUAGUUUAAAAAGAAGUGACACUAGGACAAGUGUUAUUAACGGAGAGAAUAAAAGUAUGAAUAAAGAGUACCUUUCAAAUGGUAAAAAAGUUAAAAAAGGAGAAAUUUUAUUUGGUUCACAAAAUUAUAUAACCUGUCUUAAAAUGGAAAAAAAAAGUGAUGCAGUAUGA